AUGCCGUGGUCGCCGUCGGUAGUACCCGGCACCAGCGAUGAGUUUGUGGUCGAGCACCUGAACGUCGGCAACAUUGGCCUGUUCAACAGCGUCAACGCCAGCCUGGACCAGUUUGCCGAGCGCAUCUGGAUUGGCGAGAUUGGGGUCAGCACCGACAGCUGGUCCGAGGAGCGCAAGGCCGCCGUGUCGAGCCGCCUGCUGGAUGAGUUCGAGACCGUGCCGGUGUUUGUCAGCGACAAGGAGUUCGAGGGCCACUACAGCCGCUUCUGCAAGCAGCUUCUGUGGCCAGCCUUCCACUACAUCAUGCCCGAGAUGCCGCACUGGCACGGCUGGGAGAAAUCGGCGUAUGAGGCAGCACUGUCCACCUGCCAGAAGUUUGCCAACCGCAUUGUCGAGAUAUACCGCGAAGGAGACGUCAUCUGGGUCAACGACUAUCAUUUAAUGCUGCUGCCCAAGCUGAUUCGCGAGCGCCUGCCGCACGCCAAGGUCGGCUUCUUCUUGCACAUCCCCUUCCCCAGCUCUGAGAUCUUCCGCUGCCUCCAUGUCCGCAAGGAGCUGCUUGAGGGGAUGCUGGGGGCUGAUGUCGUCGGCUUGCAGACCUUUUCAUAUAAGCGGCACUUUAUUCAGACUGCAAAGCGCGUUCUUGGUGUCGAGGGGUCGCCGAGCGGCCUGUUUCUGGACAAGGGGCCAGUGGUCGUUGGCCAAUAUGCCAUGGGUCUUGACCCAGCCAGCGUUGAGGAGAAAUGGAGCAAUGUUGCCGUGGGCGAUCUUAUCCAGUUCCUGAAGGAAAAGUACGCGGGCAAGUACCUGAUAGUCGGACGCGACAAGCUCGACUACGUCAAGGGCGUGCGCCAAAAGCUGCUUGGCUAUGAGAUGUUCCUGAACGACCAUCCAGAGUAUGCCUCCAAGACCGUGUUCAUCCAGAUUGCCCUGACCACAGCUGAGCACAACGAGCUGCAUGUGCAAGUCAUGGAUGUCGUCAACCGGAUCAACUCCAAGUUUGGCAACAUCGAGCACCAGCCGGUCGUCUUCUUCCACAAAGACAUCCCGUACACCCACUACCUGGCGCUGCUGUCUACUGCUGACGCAAUGAUGGUCAUGUCGCUGCGCGACGGUAUGAAUCUGACAUCGCACGAAUUUGUGCUGUGCCAGCGCGAGAAGCACUCGCCGCUGAUUCUGAGCGAGUUUGUCGGCACGUACGGCGCAUUCAGCGGCGGUGCAUUGGGUGUCAACCCAAUGGAUACGCGGGCGAUUUCCAACGCAAUCAACGAUGCGCUGGUGAUGAGCGAGGAGGAGAAGCUCGAUCGGUGGGAGAUUUUGUACCGGCAGGUGUACAACAACAGCGCCCGGAGCUUUGUGUCGUCAUUUGUCUCGGACCUUGCAAGCACGCGCAGGGAGCCGCUGGAUGAGGCAGACGAGUGA
This is a messenger RNA of Linderina pennispora, 1422 nucleotides long. Its product is annotated as glycosyl transferase. NCBI's taxonomy places the organism in Eukaryota, Fungi, Kickxellomycota, Kickxellomycetes, Kickxellales, Kickxellaceae. Gene Ontology annotation, molecular function: catalytic activity. Bases 1 to 1422 code for a protein of 473 amino acids. The transcript is spliced from 4 exons. Gene Ontology annotation, cellular component: cytosol; alpha,alpha-trehalose-phosphate synthase complex (UDP-forming). Gene Ontology annotation, biological process: trehalose biosynthetic process. The record is from RefSeq and is a predicted model, not a curated record.